ACAUACAGUAGAGCGCACAUUCGUCUAGUACUCGCACUGUACUUAUUUGUGGCUACAUUUCUGUGCGGUAAGCAUUUUCGCGUCCGCCAAGAAAGGAUUUUGGCUACUAGAAAGGGGAGAGCCCCAACCAGGACGUCACCGACACAGACAUGCUAAGAAAGCGCGCCGGUAGCUUUCUAGGUGGCGCAGCCAGAAGGGCAAAGAACGAUAUCGAUACGGACGACGACUUCUGCGGUACUAUACCGUCAGAUACGGAAGCUGCACUCCAAUAUAUCGAGUCAACGUAUCCUCCCGAGCUAAAAGCCUCUCUGCCUCGUAUCUCUCUCAAACAUCAGGUCUACGCGGUCGUUGACGACAAGACGGUCGUCGAUAGAGAGCUCGAACGCCUUCAACAGGAGAACAAGAUACGUCUCUUCAAGCUGAGCACGGGACCCGAUGACUACGCCGUCAUUUCGGUUAGAAUAUUGAAGGCGCAUUUGCAGAGCGUCACUCAUGAAGAUAGCAGAGAAACGGUGGACAGGUUUUUCGCUCGAGUGCUGAGUAGUCACAAUGACGUCGCUAUUAGUAAGAGGACGCUGAGCUGUGAGAAGGGAUUUACAGAGAGGGACGUGUCUCGUCUCAUUGCGUGUGGAUUGUUGACCGUCCAAGAUGUCGGCAGUUACUGGAUUUCGAUACCCGGAUUGGGGUUAUUUAUGAGAUACUUUGUACGAGGAAGGGACACCGUGCUGAGGACGUUGAGAAAGACCAAGUACAAUGAGAUGAUGCAGAGCGAGUUGGAAGUAAGGAAACUGGCGACGUGCAAGCUUGGUACUAAGUUCCACGUACUCGAUCUGAUUGGAGCUGAGCUCGUAACGUGUGUGGAAACGACAUCGGGCAGCUUACUUCAUCUUAAUUUGGCUCACGAGAAAAAUGCGAGAAGAUCGUGAUCAGCUAAUGUAACCGGUCUGUGACUACUACUGUGUGCCAAAAAUUUCGUACACAGUAUAGUAGUAAAUAUUAAUAAUAAUAAUAAUAAUUAUGUAUUUAGAAAUGAAUCGAAUUUGGAUAGUCUCAUUAUGUUUAAUAAAAUCGGACUUUAGUUUCUCAGAAAAGAAAUCCUUAGAGAUGCUAAGAGAAUCACAAAGAUCCGACUGAAUCUCAUGCUUUCGUUGACCUUAAAAGUCUUGCCAGUGCUAAUCACAUCAAUGACUGACAACCACCAAAUUAAAUGUGCAGUGUUGUGCAC
Molecule: messenger RNA, 1225 nt
Organism: Corticium candelabrum
Lineage: Eukaryota; Metazoa; Porifera; Homoscleromorpha; Homosclerophorida; Plakinidae
Product: inactive serine/threonine-protein kinase 19-like
Exons: 1
Coding region: 150-926 (258 amino acids)
Biological process (GO): protein phosphorylation; positive regulation of Ras protein signal transduction
Molecular function (GO): protein serine/threonine kinase activity
Source: RefSeq, a predicted model, not a curated record